CGGAGUGGUACUGCGGAGUGUCAAGAAGGCAGGUUAGAAGAAGAAAGGGAGGAUAUUUGAAUAUCUGUAUGCAUGUAUGUAUAUAGAACAUUUCAGAUUUGAUAUUUCGGGUCACUCUAAUUUACGUGAUACCGUCCUCUAUAUGGUGCUGCACGUUUGUUCUAUCAGUCUGUGAAUUAAACCUCGAAGGUUAACACCUGCGGGAGUCUGCAGCACGCUUGCAUUGUUCCUGGCCGACUGUUGUCCCUGCUUUAUUUUACGCAUAAAUAGCAGCUUGGAAGUGAUUCACGAGUGCAGUACAGUUGAGCAAAACAGGAGGCAAGAAAACUUGUAGAUUUUGCUGAAGAACUGGCAGCUGGACUGCAAGCCCCACUCAUGACAAGAUGUCUGCUCGAGAGAGGAGUCCUCGCCACAGACCGUGGUCUGUGUAUGGGGCCAAUGCAUUUAACAUCUCUUCUGAGAUGCUUGGCUUAACAUUAGCAGGAAACAGCCAGGAUCCAGAUGAGCCUGUUUUAGAAUUUAGCCUUGCUUGCAGUGAAUUAAUAACUCCAUCUUUGGAUCGUAAACCAAAUAGUUUUGUAGCAGUAAGUGUGACCACACCACCACAAGCUUUUUGGACAAAACAUGCUCAAACAGAGAUCAUUGAGGGCACAAGCAACCCAAUUUUUCUAAGUAGCAUUGCAUUUUUCCAGGAUUCCUUAAUCAAUCAGCAAACACAAGUGAAGCUCUCAGUUUAUGAUGUGAAGGAUCGAUCUCAGGGAACUAUGUAUUUAUUGGGCUCUUCAUUGUUCACUGUAAAAGAACUACUGCAAGAGAAACAACACAGGUUACAUCUAAUGCUAAGGUCUGCCGAAAAUGAUCGAGUAGGAAACAUAACUAUUAUCGCAUGGCAAAUGGAGGAAAAACGUGAACAAAGGCAAGCAGUAACAAGACUUCCGGACACUAUAAAUGGACGGAUGGUUCUUCCUGUUGAUGAAAGCUUAACUGAAUCAUUAGGAAUUCGAACAAAAUAUGCAUCUUUAUGCAAAGACACUUUAUUGAAAUCAGUUUUUGGUGGUACUAUGUCUAGGAUGUAUCGAUUCCCAACAACAGAUGGAAACCACCUGCGGGUACUUGAACAAAUGGCUGAAAGUGUUCUCUCUCUGAACGUCCCACGACAGUUUGUAAAACUCCUGCUCGAAGAGGAUGCAGCUAGAGUGUGUGAACUCGAAGAACUUGGAGAACUGUCUCCCUGCUGGGAAAGUCUUCGUCGGCAGAUUGUUACACAAUACCAAACUAUCAUUUUGAACUAUCAAGAAACACUAACAAAUUUACAUCAGUACAAAGGACCAUCUUUCAAAGCUAGUAAUUUGAAAGCAGAAAAAAAAAUGGAAUUCAUUCCUACAAACCUUCACAUACAGAGAAUGAGAGUACAAGACGAUUCUGGCUCAGAUCAUACCUAUGACAUUGUUACUAUUGGAGCACCAGCAGCUCAUUGCCAAGGCUUUAAAAAUUGUGGGCUUAGGAAGCUUAUAAACAAGUUUGAAGAAGCAAAAAAACACGUUUAUGAGGAGGGUUGCAGUGCUUUGUCCAGCUCGCAGUCACUUGUGUACAUCCCCCAGGACAUUUUGAAGGCAAAGGAGAUCAUAGCUCAUAUCAAUACUCUGAAGACCCAAGUCAGCUACUAUGCUGAAAGGCUUUCCAGGGCAGCCAAGGAACGAUCCUCAAAUGGACUGGAAAGAACUCUUGCCAUCUUAGCAGAUAAGACACGCCAACUGGUUACUGUCUGUGACUGUAAACUGCUAGCAAAUGCAAUCCAAGCAUUAAAUGCUGGCAGACCAGAAUACAUUGCAUCCAAAGCCUCGCCAACAUCUGGAGAUGCAGACCAAGUGAUGUUAAGAAAUGAUCAAGACACUCUGGUGGCUAAAUGGACAGGGAAAAACAGCAGAUCAUCUCUGCAUGUAAACUGGCAUGAAGAAGAAUGGGAAAAAGUGUGGUUGAAUGUUGAUAAAAGCUUGGAGUGCAUUAUCCAAAGAGUUGACAAACUACUUCAGAAAGAGAGGCUACAGAGUGAUAGUUGUGAGGAUGUGUUCCAAUGUGAUGUCACCUGCUCAAACAAGAAAGGUAACCUGGACAAUCGUGCAUACUGGAUUAAUCCAGACUUCUUAGAUGAACAUAGUUUAUCUCCAUCCUCUUCAUCACCAUCCUCUUCACCAGAACCAUCUGCAUGCCAUUCUCUGAGUAGCACAAAUCACAACACCCCUGCUGAGGAGACUGCUCCAGGAGAAUGGAGUGAGGCCCUUUAUCCUUUGCUGACAACUCUCACAGAUUGUGUAGCAAUGAUGAGUGACAAAGCUAAAAAGUCAAUGGUUUUUCUACUAAUGCAAGACACUGCACCAACUAUAGCUAUGGAUCUGAGUUUACAGUACAGAAGGGAUGUUGUUUUCUGUCAGACGCUGACUGCCCUGAUUUGUGGAUUUAUAAUCAAGCUUAGAAACUGUCUUCAUGAUGAUGGGUUCCUUCGUCAGCUCUACACCAUUGGUCUUCUAGCACAGUUUGAAAGUUUGCUGAGCACAUAUGGAGAAGAACUUGCAAUGCUAGAAGACAUGAGCAUUGGAAUUAUGGAUUUGAGGAAUGUGACCUUUAAAGUAACACAAGCCACUUCAAGUUCUUCCUUGGACAUGCUGCCAGUAAUCACUGGAAAUCGUGAUGGAUUUAAUGUGAGAGUCCCUUUGCCUGGAACCAUGUUUGAUGCACUGCCAAGAGAAAUUCAGAAUGGUAUGCUGUUGCGAGUACAGCCUGUCCUAUUCAACGUUGGAAUCAAUGAGCAGCAAACGCUUGCAGAAAAGUUUGGAGACACAUCAUUACAGGAAAUUGUUAACAUGGAAAGCUUAGCCCGCUUGAAUUCUUAUUAUGAACAGUUUAAGGAAGUCUUACCUGAAGAUUGUCUACCUCGAUCACGCAGCCAGACAUGCUUGCCAGAACUAUUGCGAUUUUUGGGACAGAAUGUACAUGCCAGGAAAAACAAGAAUGUUGACAUACUUUGGCAAGCUGCAGAGAUCUGUCGCCGGCUGAAUGGUGUCCGUUUUACAAGCUGUAAAAGUGCUAAGGAUAGAACUGCAAUGUCAGUGACACUAGAACAGUGCCUGAUUCUACAGCAUGAGCAUGGAAUGGCCCCUCAAGUGUUCACACAAGCCCUGGACUGCAUGAGGAGCGAGGGAUGUCGGAGAGAAAACACCAUGAAGAAUGUUGGGUGCCGCAAGUAUGCCUUUAACACUCUACAACUCAAGGCUUUUCCAAAAUAUUACAGGCCUCCAGAGGGAACCUAUGGAAAAGUUGAAACUUGAUAAGAAACCUCAAAAAUAGAAUAAUAAAAGUAGAUCACACUGCUAACAAAAAUGGUUUUCAUUUAUAGAUGUUUAAAGUUUGUAAUUUAUUUAAAACUUUAUGUUCAAAAAAGAAGUUCAACCACCUGUGGCAAAAGUGGUAGUUUUAAAGCAUAUCAACAAAACUGUUUUGUAGAUAUUUCAUAUUUAAUCUGCCACUACAGUUUUCAUGUAUGCUGUAGAUAGAGAGCAUGCUUUCUGUUUUGUGGAACAGAAACUACAGUUGUAGUUAUAAAAAAUACUGUACAGUGAUUCAAUAAGAGAAUUUUCUUUUGAAAAAAAAAAAAGAUCACAGAAGGUUAAUUAGAUGUGGUUAGUGGAUGAAAUCUAUUUUUCGUAUAUACACGGUAUAUAUUGAAUUGGUAUAUGUGCUGUUGGGAGUCCAUGACAAAGUAACCGUGAGAGGUUAAUUUAGUAUAAAUAUAAGUCAUCAUCAUAUGGUUACUUCAGGAAGAAUAAAAUGCAAAAGUUCCUGAAAUCAAGAAUAAGGUCUUGAUGACUCUUUGCAGUUUAAUUUAUUAAAAAUAGCAAAAAUGUGAGCAGUUACUUUAAAGCAUAGAAUCAACAACAAAUGUGGUAAAAAUUCUAGUGAAAUUAAAUGAAAGGCCCUACUAAAAAACUUAUUAUUCAAAUAUCAUUUGUUUAUGUAAUUAAAUAAUAAUUCAUUGACUGACCUCUAGUCUAAAUCAUAUUGCCAUUAACUCUGAUUUUAAAUAGAUUGUUGGAUGAGUUGAUUAUCAAAACAGUUUCUGCUUUUUUUUUUUACAAGUAUGUUGUUCCGGUGGCAUUUACUUCUGAAUGUUCUUCGUGCCUUUGAGCUAUAGCACAUAUGCCUGAGUUUUAGACUACAUUAUUAGUGAAUACAAGAAACCACAAAGAUCCAUGGAUAUCAAGUUCAGCUUUGUAACACAAAGAUAUCAAGAUGUAAGCACCUUGCACAACAGCAUUAGUAAAUAAAUAAAUAGGAUAUAACUAAAAAAUAAUGCCAACUAAUUGUAGCAUGUGAAUUCACAAGCAAUGUGGCAGUUUUAUUUUCCACAAAACACACAAUAAUGUUGUGUUUAUAUAACAUUAAUUCUGUAUUAGUUGUUUCUGCCUGUGUAGUUUCACCAACAGCCCUAAACAUUAAGUCAUUUAUGAAUAUCUAGAUGGAUGAUAAUAUCCUGGAUAGCUUAUUUUGACCCUUGGUAUAUUUAGAAUUUCAGGUUUUAUUGAAGUGAACCUUAGAUGAACACAGCCUAGUCAAUUUAGAAUCUUGUGAUACUAGCUACUAAGAACAUGUCUAAUGUUAUUGUCUUGACAUACACUUUAACAUGUGAAAAAAAAAUGUGUGGAAGGCAUGUAGCAUGCCGUCUAGACAGCAAAGCAACUGGAAGUAACAAGGGAUUACUAAGACUAAGCAUGGAAACAUAAAAGUCAAAGAAAUAAACAAAGUAUCGUGGGAGACAAAUACUCCAGCACACAAGCCUUAGAUAUAUACAUGAAAUUUAGCAUUUGGAGAUGCCAAACACUUUAGAUAAUAUACAGUAUACAGUAUAUAUAUUUAUUUAAACAGGAUUUGUUACAUUCUUUGAGCAAUGCAAAAUAAUACAUUUCUUAUGCACAGAAUCUUAAUGUAAACGCUUUGUUUAGUUUCUGUUAAUUGCUGAGCUCCAAAAUAUGUGUGAUUUACUUUGAUGAAAGUCAGUUAUUUUCAUGGAAAGGUAUAUUUAAUGUGACAAUCUGAAGCAGUAUUGUCUUGAUCAGGUAAAAAAGGGCUACAAAAAUGAUAUUUUCACAAUGCAUUUUUCUGCUUUUUCUUGUUCACUAAAAUAUUUUUUGUCUGCUGCAUGCAAACACAGCAUAAAGGGUAGCAGAAAAUGAUGAAUAGAAGCACAUUUCACGUACAGAAUGUGUAGAACAUGUACUGUAUUUAGUCCUGAUAUUAGGUUAAACCAAUUAAUAAUUACAGUUCACAUGUUACUCACUAAACAAUGUCCAUCAUUAAAAUAAUCCAUACUUGUACAAUGUUAAUGCAUUAUUCUGUUUGUUCCUACUUUUAGAAAUAAAAAAUAAGUCAGAUGCUGGCAGUCUCACAAGUAAUCUUCUGUUAGAUGGAUUGACUGACAGACAAGUAUAGUAGAGAAUCAAAAAGAGUUGAUAGAAAUGAGCUUAGCACACAGUGUUUACUAUGACAACAGAUAGAUUCAGAAUUUACUAAAGCAUAAAAUAAACUUAAGAUUUUUUAUAAUGCCCGCCACUGUCUAAAAAUGUAUAGCUAACACAAAAAUAAUUAAUUAAAUAACACAGCUAGCCUGGCUUUGUGUGCUAGAUUAUGUUCAUCUUAACGUUUCCUUUGAAUCCACAACCUCAUUUUGUGCUAUUUUCUAAUUAUAUAGUAUUAGUUAUUAGUCUAUAAUAUGUUGAGCUUUUUAAGUUGCAUUUUAUAAAAGUCUGUUGAAAUAAAUGUCUCAUUCUUUGGGUUUUGAAGCACAAGUCUCCAUCAGUACUCUGUUGCAAUGUUGUACUUUCUUUAUGCAUAUUUCAAGAAUAAGUUACUGUUCGUCCAAUUUUCAUUUGUCAAUAUGAUAUAAGCAAUUUUAGAGAUUAGGAGAAUUACAGCUAUAAUGUCAAAAUAUUGUCAUUUUAAUUAAAAUAUUGUAAAGGUAAUAAUAGUUGAGUUAAAAUGAAAACCAACCCACGCAGCAGUUAUACCAGAAUGUCAUUGUUCUCCUUAUUUAAAAAUUAAAUGGAAAGAUCUAGGAAAAAGAAAUAAAUUAAACCAAAAUGUCUCUAUCUUUAUUUUGUGACAUGGUUAUUUAAAAGAAAUUUAAAGUAUUUUAUAAAUGCAUUUCAAAAUAACCUUUGUGCAUUCAGAAGCUUUUAGUGAAACUUCAAAUUAUUCCAAAACAUCAUUUAAAAUAAGAUGAAAAAAUUAAUUUUGUACCAUAUUUUUAACAUGAGAAUCCUGACUUUAGUCUUGAAAUCAAAUCACUAAAUGAAACUGCCUAGUGGUGAAGGGUUUAUGUCAAGUUUGAGUUCUCACAGUACACUUUGGUGAAACACAUAUUGAUGCAAGUCAUCAUUUCUUGAUAAUUCCAUAUUAGUAGUUACAAGAGGAGGAUUUUGAAUUUUCUUAUUCAUGUCUGCUGGAAAUUAGAUUUAAGUGUAAUUUAAGAACAGGUAUAAUAAAUUAUUCUACUCAGUGACCAAUAAAAAAGGAAAUUUAGGAACUAAGAUGACACUUUUAUUAUUUUCUUGCCCUAAAUAGUUAUCAAACACUAAUUUUUGAAUUGGUAGCCCCAAGCUUUGGUGUUUUGGUAAAUAUUAAAACACAUAUAGGCAGAAAUUCCAGUAAACAAGAACAUUUCUUACUAAUACUCCAACAAUGUUUUCUUGAGUUUCUGUUAAUAACAGGAGUGUGAGCAUAAUACACCCAGGUCAAUUCUGCAAUAAUAUUUCAGACAUGUUAGGCAAAAUCAAACAUUUUAUAUAUAUAUAUAUAUAUAUAUAUAUAUAUAUAUAUAUAUAUAUAUUGUGUGCAGUACAGGGUGCUGGUUAGCACCUUUAAAGGGGAUCUCAGAGUGAUGUACAAAACAAACAAGUACCGCAUUCACAGUACAGAAUUCCAGUGUGGUGAUUUGCCUGCCUUAUGUUUGUUAAGUUGCCAGUCCUUAUGGACUCCUAACACCCACACAGUGUUUCCAGUUAAGCGUUAGGCUUAAUCUUUAAACAUUACAAUUGAAUUCCUACCUGUGGAGCUCUCCUAACCUGCCUUUUCUCCAGUUGUAAAUAGUAAAACUAAACAGCUGUCAGGGUCUUGUAAGCCAUCCCACUCUAGUUACAUUAUAAAGCUCUGAAAAGUAUUGAAACAGAUCCCAGUGUCGGGCAAAACAUGCUUUUCGGAUUGUUUCAAAUAAAUAACAGUUUUCUCUAAAUUGUUCCUUACCCGUUACUUACAUCAACACAAUCUUCCAUUCAGUGCUACAAAUAUUGUACUUCUUAAAGUCAAACCAUGCAUUCGAUCUGUUGUAAUAAGCAGCAUAUUUCUCAAAUGUUGUGUUCGUUACUAGAAAAAAAAUCAGCAUUCAUAUGUGCUUUAAAAAGGAUGUAAAAGAAUAUGUUUUACAUGAAGAGACAUGCCAAACAGUUGAUCUUACCACACUGACUCCUUCAUUAACUCAACACAUUUGCAGAUAGGCAAGGAAUUGCACAAGGUAAGAUUAUAUUGUACUGAGAUCAGAGUUAAAUAUGUAUUCCUUCAUUUUGAAUACAGUUAUAAAUAAAUAACAUAUGUGUGCAGUUUCACCAUCUGUAAACCAGAAAGGCUUAUAUGGUCAUCCAUGUGAUAUAUUUAUCAACAACUGACGCACCUCCACUUAAAUGCAUGUAGCAAAGACGAGUCUAUAGUUGAACUAGACAGUACUGAAAGACAUUUUAUUGAAGAACUGACGCGAAAUGCACUUUGUUUUAUCUGAGCAUACUGUGUAGUUGUUUUAAGCAUAAUGUAAAUUAUGAACAUGUGUCAGAGCACCUUGAAUUUAUUUUGCUUUUAUUUUUUAUAUAUAUGUAUAUAUUUUAAACACUGUAUUACAAGCCUUGGUCACAGUGCCAGCUGCCAGGUGUUAUGCAUUUGUUUAUUUACUGUAUUUAUGUUUUCCACAUUCACCUCAAAACUUAUAAUUUUGUUAUGCUGUAAAUGUGCUUUUUCCCAGUACUCUAUUAUUAAAAUUUCAAAAAGUGAGCCAAAA
Molecule: messenger RNA, 8095 nt
Organism: Erpetoichthys calabaricus (reedfish)
Lineage: Eukaryota; Metazoa; Chordata; Cladistia; Polypteriformes; Polypteridae
Gene: inpp4aa
Product: inositol polyphosphate-4-phosphatase type I Aa
Exons: 25
Coding region: 384-3326 (980 amino acids)
Cellular component (GO): cytoplasm
Molecular function (GO): phosphatidylinositol-3,4-bisphosphate 4-phosphatase activity
Source: RefSeq, a predicted model, not a curated record